Molecule: messenger RNA, 2218 nt
Organism: Manihot esculenta (cassava)
Lineage: Eukaryota; Viridiplantae; Streptophyta; Magnoliopsida; Malpighiales; Euphorbiaceae
Product: ethylene-responsive transcription factor ERN1
Exons: 2
Coding region: 680-1564 (294 amino acids)
Biological process (GO): regulation of DNA-templated transcription
Molecular function (GO): DNA-binding transcription factor activity; DNA binding
Source: RefSeq, a predicted model, not a curated record
AAAUGUAUAAAUUUAGUGAAAUUAAAUUUUUGUAGUAAACUAAAACUAUGUUAAAAAAGAUGAGAAUUAUUUAAAUAAAAAGAAUUUAAGCAUAAUUUUUUUUUGAAAUUUAUGAAGUUGGCUCUAAAUCGAAAUUGGAGAAUUCUCGCGCAAUCCUCAGAAGAUUAAUAUGUCCUAAUUGUCCUUGUUGCUCAUAAAUGUGUAGUUCAAAUUUUGCAAAUGCUUAAUCGUAAAAAUGUAGAAUAGAUAUAUGUAUAUGAUUUUUGCAGAUAUUGGGUUUUCCUUUUCUGAAAGGUUCCCAUCAUCCAGUUGUUGAAAUUUGAGGACUCCAAGUGUCUUUCCUUCGUGCUUUCACCAUUUUCCCCUUUGUUUUUUCGUUGACUAAAUGAGGGAGAGGACAAUCGCUCAUCUCUUACACCAUUAACUUUUCCCUCUUGUUUGAAAAUGGCUUGCAUGUCUUCAUUGGACCUGGAAUUCUCCAACUUUGGCAUUAUUUAUUAAAGAUUAACAUACAAAUUAAUAGAUUUUUCUAUGUUAAAUUAAUGAGUUUUAUAUUAAGGGGAAUUAUUCAAUGCUCCUGAAGCACAUUCCUUCAUUAGAAAAUUUUAUUUAUUUAUCUGGUGUGUUAACUCAACUUUGAGAAAUCAGUCAUCCUUACAAGAGAGCAAAUUCAAACGACAUGCUGACAAGAAAUAGAGAUAUGGAGUACCAAUCUAAAAAGAAGCCUAGAGCGGUCUCACCAGACAAAAAGAGCAAGUUCAAAGAGAGGAGCACAACCAACAAUGGCAAAAGCAAGUUUGUUGGGGUCAGACAAAGGGCUUCUGGGAAAUGGGUAGCAGAGAUCAAAGACACUACACAGAAGAUUAGAAUGUGGCUUGGAACUUUUGAUACAGCAGAGGAGGCAGCUCGAGCUUACGAUGAAGCCGCUUGCUUGCUUCGUGGUUCGAAUACUCGAACCAACUUUACCACCCACGUUCCUACAAACUCUCCUAUCUCAAUCAAACUUAGAAAUCUCCUUAAUCACAAAAAGAUUUUGAAACAAAACUGUCCUGCAAAUACCACCUCAAAAACCAACAUCGAAGCAAGCACUAUGGUUAGUACUAGGAGCAGUAUCAAUAGCAGCUGUGAAAAUUUCCUAUUCAGUAAUUGUAGUAAUAGUUUUCAAUCUGGUAAUAACAAUCUCGAUUCACUGUGCACUGGUGUGAAACAAGAAAAUUACCAGAUGUCUGAUGAUGUAUACAGACCAGGAUUGAGCGGCGGCGCUGGGGGACUCGGACUGGCUGAUUCAUCUCAAUUCUAUUAUUCUUCAUGGCCAUUCUCAACUGGGUUUGAUCAGCUUCCACUGAUGCAAGAAGGGAUGAACUUGCCAAAAAAAUUUGGUCUAUUACCUGCAGUUAAUGAGUUGGAAUUAGCUGAAUUUGAAGGAAUGAAGGUAGAAAGGGAGGUAUCAGCAGCAGCGUAUGCGAUGACUGGAGUAAAUGACUACUUGGUGAAUACUAAUUAUGAUCCCAGCGAUACACUCUGGGAUGUUCCCACUCUGAGCCACCUCUUCUGUCCUAGCUGAUCCUCUCUCUCUCUCUCUCUCUCUCUCUCUCUCUGUGGUAUUUGAUGCAAGAAUGUAGAGAAGUAUAGGCUGAUAUUUUUGAUAAAUUAAUGAACGAGUCUAAUGAUGCUGCAGGGAAUUUGAUAAGAGUGGUUAUCAGUAUAAGAAAACUUACUUUGUUUCACGCUUUAGAUUUCAAAUGCUUGUGAUACCAACUUUAUGGCUUAAAAUCUGGGAAUUCUUUCCUCAGUUGCUAGGCAUUUUUCACGUAUUACCUUCUGCAUUGAUAUCCACAAGUUAAUUUCUACACUGUUAAAACGGUGCUUCAACAUGCAAUUUCAACUGCUUAAUUUUGUGGUUGGAGAAGCAUAUGCAUGCAGAAGAGUUUUCAGAUUUGCAGUUGUUGCACAAAGAGAAUCAUCCAUUGAGAUAUUUAGCUCUACAUGCUACGUAAUUGAGAUUCAUCUCCUAGACAUAAGUAAAAAUUCAUGAAUAAAACAAAAGCUAUUCUGUACGCCAAUCCUAUGCAAGUGUAACAACUAUAAUUGAAGCAAACAUCUUGGGUUACAGUUUGAUUGCGGCCAUUAAUUGUGCUGCAGCCACAUCUUAACCACUGCUAACAAACAAACUGUUCUCAUCGGUACACAAGCGGUCUUAAUCACCUGACGCUAUACU